AUGUAUGAGUUAGGAAAUAAGAAUAAUUUUGACUUAAAAAGAUGGGUAAAAGUGUAUAGAGUUUGCAUAAUUUUAAAUGUAAUAUUGGCAGUAUUACAAUUAUUUACCCCUCGGCCGUUUUUAUUUAUAUCUCAUUUAGUUGUAGUCUUUAUUGGAAUUGACUGCUUUUGUUCCUAUUUAACGUUUAAGUAUUUUUGUUUUACUGUGGUAAAUAUGAUAUGUGGAAUUAGCGAUUUCAUAUGGUUACUUUUCAAAUGUAUUGGAAAAAAUCGAUUUAAAUGGUUAGACCCACAAUAUUACUGGAAAAUCAUAAAUAUUGACAAUAUAUUUCUUGAAUUUUUCUCAACCUCUUUGCAUUAUAUGUUUGAUGAAAAAAAAGAAGAAACCUCACCUCAAAAUAUGCAAAAGAAAUAUGAGUAUAUCAAGAAUUUUUUUAAAUUAUUGCCCGUUCAGAAAAAAACAUACGCAUGGAAAAUUUAUUUAGAAUUACUUAUAAUUGUUGUUGGCAUCUUUUUAUAUUUUAUUGGUUCAUAUAUAAGUUGGCAGUUAUAUAAAUAUACACUAAAUUAUAAUCAAAACGAUUUAUUGUUUCAUAAUUAUCAUUACGGUACUUUUCAUGAAGAAAAUAAUAAAAAUUCGCCAUCGACACAAAAUGAUUUUAUCCCAUUUAUUGGACAGCCAUACAGAAUAUCAGACUUCUUGGAAAAGAGUUAG
Plasmodium malariae is the source of this 714-nucleotide messenger RNA. Its product is annotated as conserved Plasmodium protein, unknown function. The transcript has a single exon. The record is from RefSeq and is a predicted model, not a curated record. Lineage: Eukaryota; Apicomplexa; Aconoidasida; Haemosporida; Plasmodiidae. The coding region runs from base 1 to 714 and encodes 237 amino acids.